Messenger RNA from Penicillium canariense, 1935 nucleotides. RefSeq names its product DEAD/DEAH box helicase. Gene Ontology annotation, molecular function: RNA binding; ATP binding; RNA helicase activity. The coding region runs from base 1 to 1935 and encodes 644 amino acids. The transcript has 7 exons. The record is from RefSeq and is a predicted model, not a curated record. Gene Ontology annotation, cellular component: nucleus. NCBI's taxonomy places the organism in Eukaryota, Fungi, Ascomycota, Eurotiomycetes, Eurotiales, Aspergillaceae.
AUGGAGGGGUUUGACGAGGCGAAGGAUGUCCUACGGGACGUCUCCAACAAUGUUGACCGGGCCUUCGCCCAUGAUGGCGAGGCUGACUCCUCUGAUGGGACUGUGAAGCCAGCUGGAGUGCCGCGUGAGAAAGGCUGGACGGACCCAGUUCCGUUCAGCUACGAAAGCUACAAUAAUAAGGAAUUCACAGAUUGGGCUGGCGUGGCGGCCCGGUACGAAUGGAAGGAUGAGUACGGUGAUAUUGGUCCUCGCAGCCUCGAGCUAGAGGAACAGCUUUUCAACGAUGACUUCAUCCCUCGCGCGGGUAAUCGCUUCAAUGAGCUGAAGAUGUCCGGCCAAGAGGAGCCUUACUCAGUUCAGAUCGAGAGUGAGGCCAAGCUGCAGCCGGUGGCCACGGUAAGCUGCUUUCGGUCCUCGGGAUUUUAUUUCACUGCUAACAUGACCCAGUUUGAGGAGGCUGGGAUUCACCCGGUGCUUGUGGAGAACCUCCACCGUUGCCUCUAUGCAUGGCCCACUGCCAUUCAGUGCUACACGAUCCCGGCCAUUCAUGAAGAACGGGAUGUGAUCGGAAUUGCUCAAACUGGCUCUGGAAAAACCGGUGCCUUCUUGAUUCCCAUUCUUUCAAAGCUUAUGGGGAAGGCUAAAAAGCUGGCCGCUCCUCGCCCAGAUAUUGCUGCAGACUGGAAUCCUCGGGAGCAUGCAGUGAGGGCCGAGCCAUUGGUUCUCAUUGUGUGCCCCACGCGAGAACUCGCAAAUCAGAUUUUUGACGAUGCGCGUCGUUUCUGUUACCGAUCCAUGCUUCGUCCCUGCGUCGCGUACGGAGGGGCUCCCGCUCGCUUCCAGCGUGAAGAGUUGCAAAAGGGAUGUGAUAUCCUCAUUGGAACCCCAGGCCGUAUCCUUGACUUCAUGAAGCAGCCGCAUGUGUUGUCGCUGCGUCGUGUCCGUUACACGGUGAUUGAUGAAGCUGAUGAACUGCUGCAAGCAGACUGGGAACAGGAAUUUAAGCACCUUAUGGCUGGAGGUGGUAAGUUUGGCGCUGACGCUUUAUCCCCAACCCAAUGCUCCAGUGUUCCUGUCUCUGAUCAUAUGACUGUCGCAGAUAUGAACGAGGACUCAGAUCACCGAUACUUGAUGUUCUCGGCCUCUUUCAAUAAAGAGUGCCGACAGCUCGCUCGGACCUAUCUGAGUCGCGACCAUAUUCGUGUCCGAAUUUCACGCCCCGGAAGUGUGGUUCGGCACAUUCAGCAAAUCGUUCACUGGGUCGAAAAUCCUCAGAAAAAGCAGGCUCUGUACGACCUGCUGUUGAGUCUAGUUCCCACUCGGACUCUCAUCUUCGUCAACAGCAAGCAGGAAGUCGACUACGUUGAUGACUUCCUGUUCAAUCAAGGACUGCCCACCACCUCCAUGCAUGGAGAUCGCACCCAGCGUGAGCGGGAGGACGCCAUCCGCUCGUUCCGAACCGCGCGAUGCCCAAUCAUGAUUACCACCGGAGUGUCUGCCCGUGGUCUGGAUAUCAUCAACGUCAUGCAUGUGGUCAACUAUGACCUCCCUCGUGCCUCUCAGGGAGGUAUUACGGAGUACAUGCACCGAAUCGGCCGAACUGCGCGUAUUGGGAACGAGGGACUUGCAACCUCCUUCUACAACGAACGUGACGAAGAUCUGGCUCCAGACCUGGUCAAAUUGCUCAUGGAGAGUAAUCAGACGGUCCCCGAUUUCCUUCAGGUGUUCAAGCCCUCGGACGCUACCCUGAGCUUCGACGACGAUACUACUGACAGCGAAGCUGAUCAAGCUAAGACUGAGGCCGAGGCAGGGACCUUCGGGUGGAGUAGAGACGGUGACGAUGAUGACAACGGUGCCAAUGAUGAAGGUGAGCCUGCAGAGGAGGAGUCGCAGUGGGGCCGUCCCACCAUCAACAAGGACGAUGACGGGUGGUAA